Phymastichus coffea is the source of this 1158-nucleotide messenger RNA. RefSeq names its product A disintegrin and metalloproteinase with thrombospondin motifs like. The transcript has 11 exons. Bases 1 to 1158 code for a protein of 385 amino acids. Gene Ontology annotation, molecular function: metalloendopeptidase activity. NCBI's taxonomy places the organism in Eukaryota, Metazoa, Arthropoda, Insecta, Hymenoptera, Eulophidae. The record is from RefSeq and is a predicted model, not a curated record. Gene Ontology annotation, biological process: proteolysis.
AUGGGAGUAACGAGUGCAAUUUUGCUAAUCAUAUUUAUACAUCAUUGUAAUGCGCAACUAUUAUGUGCAAAGUCAAGUCCAUUUUUAGCUGGAACAAAUACACCAGUGUGGUUUUUGGAAUCAAACCCGAAAAAUUCUAAAAAUCCCACCCUAAAACAUAUACCAAACGCUCUUAAAGAAGCCGGUCUUAUCAAUAUUAAUAAUAAUAAUAGUUCAAACGAGAAUUCGACAAAUGCAAGCAGUGGAAUUAAAAAAAGAACACUUUAUUUAGAGAUAUUAGUUGCAGUUGACUAUAAUUUAUACAAGAAAUUGGGAGAAAAUAUUGACGAUGCCUUAGAAUACAUCAUCAGUUUUUGGUCUAGUGUUGAUUUACGAUUUCGUCCAUUGCGUUCUCCAAGAAUUUACAUAAAUCUUGCUGGAAUCGUAAUAGCAAAGGAUGACAACGCGAUGUAUUACAUACAAGAAAAUAAAGAUGUUUGGGGACGUGUCGACGGAAAUGCAGUUAUAUUUGAACAAGGAAAAUAUUUUAAGAAUAAAAAUCAAACCGCAAAUCAUGACAUUUUAGUGACAUUAACUGGAGAAGACGUAUGUAUAGUCGAUACUGUACGCGAUGUAUGUAAAUCUGAAACUAUCGGUGCUUCUUUGAUUGGAGCAUCGUGUCUUUCGCACCUGAGUACGGCUAUCGUUGAAGAUAACGGAGCUUUCAAUGGUGUUGUUGCAACUACUCAUGAAAUCGCACAUCUGUUGGGUAUCCCUCACGAUGGUACUGAUGAGGCAGCGCCUUGCAUGACUUGCGAAAGUUAUAUCAUGGCCCCCUCGAUAUUUAAAUAUGCCGUAAAUAACUUUAGAUGGUCAAGUUGCAGUAAGGAAAUUUUCAAUCAAGUGCCAGCGAAACGAACAGCAGAAUGUUUGAAAAAUAUACCAAACCCAGGUUCAUUGGUUCAAUUUCUUCUACCAGGACAGGUAUUAAGUGCGAAUCAACUAUGUCAAAGAACCGGUAAUGACGUCGCUUGUUAUAAUCCCAAGAGAAUGUGUAAUAAGCUUAUUUGUUUUAGUACAAAAAGAUCUAAUUGUAAAAAAAUAGGUAUUACACCCGAUGGAACGAUCUGUGGAGAAAAUAAGUUCUGCUUUUCUGGGGAAUGCAUUCCUGAUAACUGA